Bubalus bubalis (water buffalo) is the source of this 1111-nucleotide messenger RNA. RefSeq names its product ubiquitin conjugating enzyme E2 M (gene UBE2M). The transcript has 6 exons. NCBI's taxonomy places the organism in Eukaryota, Metazoa, Chordata, Mammalia, Artiodactyla, Bovidae. The record is from RefSeq and is a predicted model, not a curated record. Gene Ontology annotation, cellular component: nucleus. Gene Ontology annotation, molecular function: NEDD8 transferase activity. Gene Ontology annotation, biological process: protein neddylation. Bases 122 to 601 code for a protein of 159 amino acids.
GGCAGCAGCCGAAGAGGCCGCGGCGGCGGGUCCGAGUGGCGGAGGCGGCGCGGGCGGCGGCGGGGGGCCGGGUGGCCGGGGUCCCGGGCCCCGCAGCGGCGGCAGCGGCGGCGGCGGCAGGAUGAUCAAGCUGUUCUCGCUGAAGCAGCAGAAGAAGGAGGAGGAGUCGGCGGGCGGCACCAAGGGCAGCAGCAAGAAGGCGUCGGCGGCGCAGCUGCGGAUCCAGAAGGACAUAAACGAGCUGAAUCUGCCCAAGACGUGUGACAUCAGUUUCUCAGAUCCAGACGACCUCCUCAACUUCAAGCUGGUUAUCUGUCCUGAUGAGGGCUUCUACAAGAGCGGGAAGUUUGUGUUCAGUUUUAAGGUGGGCCAGGGUUACCCGCAUGACCCCCCCAAGGUGAAGUGUGAGACGAUGGUUUAUCACCCCAACAUUGACCUCGAGGGCAACGUCUGCCUCAACAUCCUCAGGGCCUGUGGUGGCUGCCCGCUCACCAGCCCCUAUCAUGAUGCUCUCUGCCCACAGAGAGGACUGGAAGCCAGUCCUUACGAUAAACUCCAUAAUUUAUGGCUUGCAGUAUCUCUUCUUGGAGCCCAACCCUGAAGACCCACUGAACAAGGAAGCCGCCGAGGUCCUGCAGAACAACCGGAGGCUGUUUGAGCAGAAUGUGCAGCGCUCCAUGCGGGGUGGCUAUAUCGGCUCCACUUACUUCGAGCGCUGCCUGAAAUAGGGCUGGCGCAUACCCACCCCUGCCAGGGCCACCAGCCCCGGCGUCCCCUGCAGAUAUUUAUUGGGGGCCACAGGUGGGGGGACAUGGGGCGGCCGGUGGGGGAAUCCCAUGCCCUGGCCGGCCACCCCUCCCUGCUACCCGCUCCUAGUUUUUUUUUUUUUUAAACCACCAUGUGAUUAAGGUCGGCGCUGCCUCCUCCGACCCGCUCAGCGAUGGGAAAUGAAUUGGCUUGUCUAGCCCCCCGCUGGGUGCUGUCCAGCCCCACCCCCUACUCUGGGCUCUGGGGUGGGUGGCCAUGGGGAUUUGGGUGGCUGGGGACCCGGCAGCCCACCCCCUCCACCACUGGAGGUCCCACCAGGCUAUUAAAGGGGAAUGUUACUGCA